CACCCCAUCAGGCAGAAGGGUUACAUGUGCCCAACCCCUCAAGCAGAAGGGUACAUGUGUCCACCCCCUUAGGCAGAAGAGAACAUGUUCACUUCUCCUCAAGCAGAAGAGUACAUAUGCCCACCUUCUCAGGCAGAAGGUUACAUGUGCUCACCCGCUCUGGCAGACGGUUACAUGUGCCGACCCCAUCAAGCAGAAGAGUACAUGUACCCACCCCCUUAAGCUGAAGGUUACAUGUGCCCUCCCCCUCUGGCAGAAGGUUACAUGUGCCCACCCCCUCUGGCAGGCUGUUACAUGUGCCCACCCUAUCAGGCAGAAGAGUACAUGUACCUGACCCCUCAAGCUGAAGGUGACAUGUGCCCUCCCCCUCUGGCAGAAGAGUACAUGUAUCCACCUUUCAGGCAGAAGGUUACAUGUUCCCUCCUUGUCAGGCAGAAGGGUACAUGUACCCAGCCCCUCAAGCUGAAGGUUACAUGUACCCACCCCCUCAAGCACAGGGGUACAUGUGCCCAUUCCCUCAAGCUGAAGGUUACAUGUGCCCACCCCCUCAAGCACAAGGGUACAUGUGCCCAUUCCCUCAAACUGAAGGUUACAUGUGCUCACCCCCUCAAGCACAAGGGUACAUGUGCCCAUUCCCUCAAGCUGAAGGUUACAUGUGCCCACCCCCUCAAGCACAAGGGUACAUGUGCCCAUUCCCUCAAGCUGAAGGUUACAUGUGCCCACCCCCUCAAGCACAAGGGUACAUGUACCCAUCCUCUCAAGCUGAAGGUUACAUGUGCCCUCCCCCUCUGUUAGAAGAAUAAAUUUGCC
Messenger RNA from Mizuhopecten yessoensis (Yesso scallop), 810 nucleotides. RefSeq names its product keratin-associated protein 4-5-like. NCBI's taxonomy places the organism in Eukaryota, Metazoa, Mollusca, Bivalvia, Pectinida, Pectinidae. The coding region runs from base 235 to 795 and encodes 186 amino acids. The record is from RefSeq and is a predicted model, not a curated record. The transcript has 2 exons.